GUGGCACAACUUUAAGCAGUCUCGUCUAACAUUUAAAGAAGAAUAGAACAAAACAACAAAUAUUUCAGAAAAAAAAUGAAUAAAUUCUUAAUUUGUUUAUUCUUAGCGAUGGUUGGUGGGAUCUCCAGCACCACUGCCCGACCAGCAGAUGAGAAAGCUGUCGAAAUCGGCCCCCUUAAAGUACGCGGUGGUAUACGCAAAUUAGAUGUUGCUGCCAGCAACGAUGCUGAAAAAGCUUUGCAACUUUCUUUAGAAAAAUUAGCAGCUGGUGAUGGACCCCAUUUAAGAUUGGAGAAAAUUCAUUCAGCUACAACACAAAUUGUUUCUGGCUCCAAGUAUCGUAUCAAUGCUGAUUUCAUUGACAGCGAUGAAAAAACGAAAAACUGUGAUGUAACUAUCUGGUCUCAGCCCUGGCUAGAAAACGGCAUCGAAGUGACUUUCGAGUGUAAAGGUGAAGAAAAAUUGGUGAAAAAACACAGUCCUUAAAUUAAGAUUCAAUGCGAUAUUUAUUAUUUGAAAUAAAAUUGUUUUUAUUGCUAAAUAA
Molecule: messenger RNA, 544 nt
Organism: Calliphora vicina (urban bluebottle blowfly)
Lineage: Eukaryota; Metazoa; Arthropoda; Insecta; Diptera; Calliphoridae
Product: sarcocystatin-A-like
Exons: 3
Coding region: 76-486 (136 amino acids)
Molecular function (GO): cysteine-type endopeptidase inhibitor activity
Source: RefSeq, a predicted model, not a curated record